This is a messenger RNA of Tupaia belangeri chinensis (Chinese tree shrew), 2337 nucleotides long. RefSeq names its product transcription elongation factor A like 1 (gene TCEAL1). The record is from RefSeq and is a predicted model, not a curated record. Bases 290 to 769 code for a protein of 159 amino acids. NCBI's taxonomy places the organism in Eukaryota, Metazoa, Chordata, Mammalia, Scandentia, Tupaiidae. The transcript has 3 exons.
GAUGUUGCAGCUCAGCCUCGGGUCAAAGUGGUGACUGGGGAUCUGAGCUCGGCAGUGACGCGUGGGCCUCACGUGACCAGGAGCCUAUGUCUGCCCAAGUCCCUCUCGUCCUGGUCCUUUUUGCCUCUCCAGACACCGUCUCUCUGUUACUCUUUGGUCGAGAGGGACAGCAGAAGGAACCUGGCGUCUGUCUGCAGGUCACAGCCAGGCACCUCGAGGAGAGGACGAGUAGGAGCUCACGGCCGGGAGAGGUCCAGAAUAACUGUGCUCGAAGAAGAGAAUUGUCAACAUGGAAAAAUCAGGCGCAGAAAAUGAGGAGCAGCCACAGAGCGCGCCGAAGACAGAAGAGGAGCGGCCUCCUGCAGAGCACCCCGAAAAGCAGUCCUCCGAGGACCCAUCUUCGGAGGAGCAGUCCUCGGAGGAGGAGGAGUUCUUUCCCGAGGAGCUCCUGCCGGAGCUGCUGCCAGAGAUGCUCCUCUGCGAGGAGCGCCCCCCGCAGGAGCGCCUUUCCAGGAAGGACCUGUUUGAGGAGCGCCCUCCCAUGGAGCAGCCUCCCUGCGGAGUAGGAAAGCAUAAGCUAGAAGAAGGAAGUUUUAAAGAGAGGCUGGCUCGUUCUCGCCCACAAUUUAGAGGGGACAUACAUGGCAGAAACUUAAGCAAUGAGGAGAUGAUACAGGCAGCAGAUGAGAUAGAAGAGAUGAAGAGAGUAAGAAACAAACUGAUGAUAAUGCAUUGGAAGGCAAAACGGAGCAGGCCUUAUCCUAUUUGAUGUGUCCGGCACAUUAAAAAUUCGGUUUUACUGGGUAAUAGCAUUGCUACUUGAACUUUCUGUUUGCAUUUUCUUAUAUGCCUUUUCCCAUCCUAAUCUUAACUAUUUGCGUGGCUUUGUUUUAUUGAUCUGGCUUGGAACUGGCAGAGAAUUGAUUUUUCCCUACUAAAAGCUGCAAUCUUUCCAUCAUUAGCCCCAUCCAUUUGCAUGGGAAGUUGUACAUUAUAUAUUGUGAAGUGCAAGAAGCAAUUUUUGAAUUAUAUAUAUGUAUAUAUAUAUACAUAUAUAUAUAUAUACACACACACACACACACAUAUAUAGCAUCCCAUUUUGUAAAAAAAGUACAUGUAUAUUUAUAUAUUAAUAUGCAAAGGAAAACUAAAAGUAUAUACUUCAAAGGUUUAAAGUGGCUAUGUUUUAAGAUAAAAGGUGAUGACUUUUUUUCGUUAUCUGAAUUUUUCAUUUUUUAAGACACAUUUUACUUGCAUUGGAAAAGUAACAUAAUUUUUAAAUGUGAAGCAAUUUUAAAAACUGUCAACUAGCUUAAAAAGACAAGAUGGUACUUAAUAAAUCCUUGUCAAAACCUUAAAAAAAGACAAGCGCACCCUAUGUUUCUUCUGACUCUCCUAGGCAGAAAUAUAAGCCAGGUAUUUAUUAUAUUUCUUGAAGGGUUAUUUUUUUCCUCAUUUACUUAGGAAUAAUACUUGCCAUUCAGUGCUGCCAUGGAACCAAAUGAGAUGAAGAUUGUGUGAGCUGUGUUUGGAUUUUUGUGCCUACCUGUACAUGCAGAACCCUAACCCCUAGAAUCCCUUUAAACAUACGGGAUAGUACCCCCAAGGAGGUCUCAUUCGUGCUCACAAUUUCUGUGUGAUUCCAGGUGAGUGCCACAUUCUCUUCCUGGCCUGCUGUACUCUCAGACACUGCAGUAUCUGCUAGGUACAGCUGCCCCUUCUCACGGGUUCUGGUUCUUCCACCGGGUCCUAAUCACUGCUGCUAAUGUGCUGACGUUCUCAAGGUACAAAGCUUCACUGAUUGCUCUGGUGUCCCUGGUAGGCCAAAGCUGAACCAUGUCUCUUAUGGAGAAUGCCCCUCUUCCAGCUUUAACAUAGGCGUUACAUUUAUCCAGGUGGGAACCAUAGAUGUUUAAAAUGUCUUUUAAAAUUGCUUAACAAACUAGUCCUUUCCAUUUUUUCCCCCUUAAAGCCUCCCUUUUCUCCACGGGAUUCAAACAUGAGUCCACUGGAACCUGUGCUAGGAGACAGAUCCAUGAGCCAGACACCCUGCUGUGUACUUUGAGUUGGAACCAUCCUCCCAAAUAUCUGAGGAUAAGUAUGAUCUUAAUUGCCUAACUUGCCUUAGGAUGAGUUCUCUCUCAGGGAUUUCUGGCAGACUUGCCUUUACAAUUCAGCUGACUUAUUCAACUUGUAUAAGUUAAAGAGGAAAAUAAAGGUUAGGCUCAAACUAGGACAUUCCCCUUCUACAUCACUCCAUAUAAAAUAGAAACGUGGGCCAGCAGGUGGCAUGGUGAUUAAGGUCCUGGACUCUCACACGACUGACCACGGUUCAAG